Messenger RNA from Musca domestica (house fly), 3595 nucleotides. RefSeq lists its product as uncharacterized. The record is from RefSeq and is a predicted model, not a curated record. Lineage: Eukaryota; Metazoa; Arthropoda; Insecta; Diptera; Muscidae. Bases 100 to 3084 code for a protein of 994 amino acids. The transcript has 8 exons.
GCUUAUUUUCAGUGAUUUGUCAUAACCCGCGAAGUUCGAAUUUCGGCACAUCAUUUAAGUGGAUCUCGUAAAAAAUAGUCUCGUUCGAUUGUCGAUGCAAUGCGGUCGUGUUUGGAUUACGUGACAUUAAUCGGGACAUAUGUUCUUCUAAUUUUUUGCAUAGCCGCCGAUGCUGGUGGUGGUGGCAGUGGCUCGGGUUAUGGCAUUGUGCCGAUAUCAUCACAUUCGGGCCAUGGUGGAAUUAGCAGUACGAUAAUUAUUGUCGAGGAUGCCAAAGCUUGCUUUAGACGUGUGCUGGCCGGUAAACGAGUUGCCCCGCAUUGGGUGCGACGGACCAUAGCAUGUGAACGGGUCGAGGAAUGUAUGCGUGAGUGCGGCCGUGAAAAACGUUUCACUUGUGAAGGUUUCAAUUACCGGCUGGAUCCUUCCGGGCAUGGUCAGGGUGAUUGUGAGCUAAUUGAAAUACCCUUGGCCCAAAUCGAUUUGUAUUCUAGUGCAAAUCGCAGAGAUUCGAAUCUAUUGCGUCAUCCCGACUAUGAUUAUUACGAGAGGGAUCGUAAUGCUCCACCAAGCUGCCGGUAUAAUGUGUGCAGAGAUUGUAGUAGUAAACUGCCACCGCCCCCACUACCUCCCUCAUCAUCGCACUACAACAAGCCAAGUGGAUCGUGGAUGGAUAAACCACCAUAUAGGGAUGAUCAUUACUUGCCCUCACCACCAAGUGGGGGAAACAGUGGUGGUUACUAUAGUCGGCCUCCACCGGGUAGCAGCAGUUCUUCGCUGGAGCAUUAUGGUCCUUCAGGGCCGUCGGGACCCUCCUAUGAGUCGCAUGGCCGUCCUCCACCGUAUUCGUAUGAGCAUCACAGUGGUUCCCAUGAAUUUUCGUCACACAGUUCGGGUUAUUAUGAACAUUCUUCGCAUAGUGGUUAUGGCAGCAGCGGUUCCGGUUUAGAUCCCAUUGAUCGCUAUGACAUCCAUCAUGGUGAUAGGGACCGUUACCGGCCCUAUCCAUCAAAGUGGGAAGCUUUACCCAGCGGCAGUGGUGGUGGCUAUGAUGGUGGUAAGCAUUCACAAGAACGUUAUCGUCCCCCCUAUCGCCCAGGUCCUGAGUACACACCAUAUCGUCCCUCAGGUUCCCAUGCACCGGAUUCAUAUCGUCCUGGUCCUCCCCCACCUUCCUAUAAUUAUUUAGAUCGUGACCGUCCAUCGACAUACAAAAAAGGUAGUGGUAGCCCCAGUGGUGGUGGUGGUGGGGGAGGAGGGAAAUAUGUGCCCUACCUAAUUGGUACCGACAAUGAAUGGGGUUCCUAUGGUGGCAAUUAUGGUGGCUAUCGUAAUAAACAAACUGCCUAUUGGGGUCUUACAGAUCAUCGUUCAAAACCCAAGGAUCCAAUUGAUUUCAACUACUUCGAUUUGGGACCACCGCCGCGUAAGGGUGCUCCGCCCCAUGAAAGCAAUUCGGUUUUAAGUUAUCCUGGUUCCAGUUAUGGAGGUUAUACCAAACAUGAUGGUUUUGCCGAUCGCUUUGAUUAUCGCCACCAAUGGACCCGGAGGCCUGGACCAGAUGAAUGUUCCGCCAAAACCUCAGAGGGAUUUCGUCUACACAAAAAGAUUGUAAAACACAUCUAUUCCGCACCCAGUUUGACAGAAUGUGAACGGUUGUGCUAUGGUCAGGAUGCUUUUAUUUGCCACACUUUCUCUUAUCGCUACUCCCCUGGAAGUCGGGACAAUUGCAUGCUGUGUGAUCGACCCAUAAAUCGUUUGGACUAUUAUGUGGACAUAGAACCGGAUCGCAACUACGAUAUCUAUUCCAUGUCAGAUGACAUGAACGUUUGUCGGAAGCCCUCGCGAAGUGAUGGCCCAAGAGGAGGUGGGCCUCCAACUACGGCCUUGGCAGAUCCCAGAAAUGCUCAAUGUUUCUUCCGUGCCAUUGAUGCCACACGAUUCUUCAAAUCCAUUGUCAGAGAUUCGUUGACCGUUCGAUCGGUGGGGGAAUGUGAAAUGGAAUGCAUUAAAUCGACGAAAUUCACCUGUCGUGCUUUUGCCUUCCGCUAUGGUCAACAGAGGCAUGCUAGUGUUAUCGAUAACUGCCAACUCAGCGAUUGGCCAGUCAGAGAUAUGGACAAGGAACGCCAUUUGGUGUUGGAUAAGGCAUUUGAUAUUUUCGAGAGAGCCAGUUAUGGACAUGGUUGUGAAAUCCAGCCCAUCGUUGAUGAGAAACACAAAAAAUCCUUCUGCUAUUUGGGUUAUGGUUCGGCUGCCAAGCUACUGCCACCGGCGAUAAAGAAAGUCAUUACGACUCCCUCUGAAAUGGAGUGUAAAAAGGAAUGUAUGCGCUUCCGGGAUACCACGUCCUUUAAGUGCUACUCCUUUAGUUAUGGCUCACGCAAAGCCACCUUCAAUUGUGAAAUGUCCGAUUUGGAUCAAACCGAAUUGAAAUUGAAUGUUCAUUACACUCACACCGAUGAUAGAGAUUUUUGGUUAUUUGCUUGGAAUCCAUUCGAUUAUACAUGUCGGGAUAAGGUUAACACCAUUGGUGGUUCAAGGGUUAAUAAUAAUCGUCGCAUGGACAUCUUUAGGGAACCAGGUGAUUUGGCUUGGCAUCACUAUUCGGUAUCGGGCAAACCUUGCCGCCGCAAUAGUCCUUGUGAGAAAAAUCUCAUAACCGGUUUCUAUUCAUGUGAAAUUGAGGGUGGUGAAAUUGGCUCGUGGGAUUAUUGCUGUAAGAUGGAUCAUCCUUGUGGCUAUUCGAAAGGAUUCGACUAUCCAUGGUGCUUUGUUGGUGACGAACCAGAUCAAUGGCGUAAAUGUAGCGAUCGUUACUAUCCUGGCAAUCAUACCCUCACACAUUCCGGUCUCAGUGUUAAACCUCUAAAACCCAGCGAGAAACGCAAACCCUCCGACAGAUAUUCAUCGGCUGCCUCAACAUCUGAAGAAUAUCAAAAACCACCCAGACCUGGCGGCUUGCAGAAUUUAAGCGAUUUCACAGCUGCCCGUCUUUGGCCUGUUACAUAUCUCUACAGUGAAGGUCCACCGAAUUCCACCGAGUUUAGUAAUUUUGUCGAUUGCAACAAGGAAUCGUGCUAAUUUCCAAGCAAGAAACAAAAAACAAACGCAAAAACAAAAGAAAUAUCUAUGCAAUGUAACCUAAUCUUAAUCUAACCUACAAGUAUUUAGUUUUGUGUUUAAGCAUUUAUAUACAUGUACUUUUAGUUUUUAUUUGUAAUAUGUCUCCCCUUUUUUUGUAAUUUUUCUUUAAUUAUUGUAGAUUGUCUAACCGAAAUGUGAUCCUCUACCGCUAUCCUUAUCCAUUUCCUUUGUGAAAUUUCUAAAAAUUUAAUAACAAAAAUGAGAUUUAAAAUUGGUUUGGUUUCCAUAGCUCCCUAAUGCAAAUAGAAUAAGUGCGAUUUUAGUACAUACAAACAAUUUUUUUUGGGUUCUAGCAAGUAUUUUAUUUUAUAAUUAAAAUGGUAUUUUUAUUUUGCAGCUAAGUAACAGAAUAAUAUUGAUUUUUGUAACUUUUAGGUUAGAUAUUGCUUAAAAUGGACACUGAUGAUGAUAAUGAUAAUAAAGCAAAUUAAAGUUUUAAUAAAAAGUA